This is a messenger RNA of Caenorhabditis angaria, 973 nucleotides long. NCBI's taxonomy places the organism in Eukaryota, Metazoa, Nematoda, Chromadorea, Rhabditida, Rhabditidae. The record is from the annotation of a GenBank genome assembly.
AUGGUUUCGCUCGGAUAUUCCGCGGAAUUCUCGAACUGUGUUACAACUGGUGAUCGAAAACAAGUGGGAUAAAAUUCUUGAAAUAUUUGAGGAUGUUUUAAAAUCGGAGGGAAUUGUCAGAAUCGAAACAUCCGUCUUUUAAAGAAAAAUUCUUAUUGUUAGUCUCUGAAAAAGAGAAAAUUUGAAACUCCAAGAACAACUGAUUUCAAAUAUCUAACACUUACUAUGAAAAAAAACAUAAAAGUUCACAGCGAAUAAAUCAUUGGAAAAAUGAAUUGUGGAAAUUGCUGGAAAUGUCAUUUCUAGCAAUUUUUUGAAUAAAAAUGAAUGAAAAACUAGUGAUGUAAUAUUAUUCACGUGACAUACAUGUACACGUGAUGAUAAAAUCUCUCAACGAUGCUAUAAAAGAGGAGCAAAAAGGAGGUGUUUUUCUCUCAGAUCUCAUAUUUCUAGCUUAUUAGAUUGGCGGCUGACUAUUCGCUGCCAAUCACUUACUCGCUGCUGCUCAAUGCCAAUCGUCAGUGCAACUCGGGAAACACGUGAGUUGGGGAAUUCUUGCGAUCUUUAUGCUUCUUCUCCUUCUUUCACAUUAGUUCUUUCGACUGACUUGAUCUGAACAACUUAUUCUCAGUUUCAGAAUUCGAAAAAUGGUUAGAUCACGUGUGUUUGAAAAAUCAUGAUUAUUCAACUGGAAAACCCCUAAAAAAAAAUGUCGAGAAUUUGACUGAAGCUCAAAUUUUGUGGUUCAAAAAAUUAAAAAAUGGGAGAGCCCAUGUUCUACAAAUUUUACUUAAAAUCCUAUUGUAAUCGUUUAUUUUUCAGAUUUGUCAAUUCAUUCGUCACGUUUGUUGAAGUCAAGCUGUUCGCCAACUCAUCGACUCGCUGCAAAUUGCCACGAUUACAGCUCGACUCUAAGCUGGCAACGACUACAAAUCUUCGCGAACUGAAAGCCGAUUGUGCACUCAAUUAUUGA